AUGCCGCUCUCGUCUCGACAGCUCUCAUCUCCCUUGCGCCGCUCUCGUCUCGCCUGCUCCGCCGCCCCAGCCGUGCUCUCGUUCCCCUGCUCCGUCGUGUCCAUGGCGUUCUCCGGCGGAUCUGGUGGUUCCCGCCUUCAAUCUCCAUCUGUUCCCUUGUUCUUUAUCCCUGAAAGUCGAUUGAGACUCGUUCGUAGCAUCCUCGACGCAUCUCCGUCUUCUGUCCGUCGUUCUCAUCGUCGGCCGUCGCCACCUCCGGGGCUCCGGUCUCCGUUGAGGUACCGGGGGUGUGCAUCUGGUCCAUCUCAUCGUCGUUUCCGGCGUUCCGGCUCUAGAGCCAUCGAGGAACCGGAGACGACAAAGAUGGCCCAAGGCGUAGGCGACGCCGAUGAAGGGGAGUUUGAUCACUCCCAGAACGACGAGCUGUGGAUGUGCGGGUUAGCCGGGGAUGAUGAGGAGGACGAUGUCUGCGAGGACUGCGCCGAGCUAUUUGGGCGGUCUGCUGCUGAUCCCCUUCCCUGUGACCAAGAUGCGGUCCCGGUCCACGGGGAAGGGGCCGACCCCGAUGCCGACGGUGGCGACAGUGAGUGUCAGGACCGGCACGGGGCACGCUGGGUUGUCGUGCCGACACGGCACGCCAGGCACGGUCCAGCAAGUUUAGUGCCGUGCCUGGGCCUGAACUCCGGCAUGGUGGCACGGCACGGCACGGCACGCCUCAUCAACCGUGCCUGCCGUGCCCAGGCGGGCUAG
Messenger RNA from Miscanthus lutarioriparius, 750 nucleotides. The record is from the annotation of a GenBank genome assembly. Lineage: Eukaryota; Viridiplantae; Streptophyta; Magnoliopsida; Poales; Poaceae.